Molecule: messenger RNA, 1161 nt
Organism: Chrysoperla carnea
Lineage: Eukaryota; Metazoa; Arthropoda; Insecta; Neuroptera; Chrysopidae
Gene: Ykt6
Product: synaptobrevin homolog YKT6
Exons: 3
Coding region: 127-726 (199 amino acids)
Biological process (GO): endoplasmic reticulum to Golgi vesicle-mediated transport
Cellular component (GO): membrane; Golgi apparatus
Molecular function (GO): SNAP receptor activity
Source: RefSeq, a predicted model, not a curated record
AAAAAUGUAUCAGUUGUAUAUGUGUCAGAUAAAAUCUAAUUUGUGUUAAGAUAAUUUUUUUUGUAAUUAAUUGAUAACAAAAUUUACACAUUAUUUUAAAGAAAUUUGUUAAAAAUACAUAUUAAAAUGGUUAAACUAUAUUCAUUAAGUGUAUUGUAUAAAGAUACCAACAGUGCCAAGUGGUUAAAAGCAACAUAUGACCUACAAAGUUUUGGUUUUUUUCAAAGGGGUUCGGUCCAGGAGUUCAUGGCCUUUGUCAGUAAAACAAUUGUUGAAAGAACACAAACAGCUGCAAGACAGUCGGUAAAAGAAGGAGAAUACAUGUGUCAUGUUUAUGUUCGAGGUGAUAAUUUAGCCGGCGUUUUAAUAUCAGAUCAUGAAUAUCCUUCACGAGUAUCGCAUACAUUAUUAACUAAAAUAUUAGAUGAAUUUUCACUAAAAUAUCCAGCAAAUACGUGGCCUACAUUAACGGAAGCUGAAGCUAUGUUUCCACAAAUAAAUACUUAUCUUGCUAAGUAUCAAAAUCCCAAAGAAGCAGAUCCUAUGACCAAAAUUCAAGAAGAGCUAGAUGAAACAAAAAUUAUUUUGCACAACACAAUUGAAGCCGUAUUAGAACGUGGCGAAAAACUUGACGAUUUAGUCAGCAAAUCAGAAAGUUUAUCAGUACAGUCAAAAGCUUUUUAUAGGACAGCUAAAAAAACGAAUAGUUGCUGUACUUUUAGUUAAAUUUUUAUAAAUUAUAAGUUUAAUUUUUUUUUAUUUGGUAAAAAAAAAAACCCAAAAUUCAGAUUCCAAACCGAAAAACUAAUUAGAUUAUUUUAAUUAUAUUUUUAAAUUAAUAUUUUUUCGUUGUAAAUCUAAUUUUUUUUAAACAGUUUUGUGCUGUUCUUAUUGAGAGUAAACAUAAACACAGAACUUAAUUUAAUUCGUACGAUUAUUACUAAACCAUAUUCCAAAAAAUUUAAAAACACUCAAAAAUUAUGAAAGGUGAAAUCUAGACUUAUAUUACACAUUAAAAGAAAUUGUGGGUCAAAAUUAAAUCUGUGUAUCUCGUGCGAUUUGUUUUUAAAUUAAAUAUCGUUAAAGAGAUUUUUUUCAUUGCAAAUGAACUGUGUCUCGAGUUUUUAUUUUAAAAAAAAAUACAGAAAAUUUUAACCGAUG